AUGCCGCCAAGUUUUUCACUUAAAUCGACAUAUGCUUUGCUACCAACUGGGGCGAGAGGAGUUGCGUUGAGACAUAACGCGAGUAGUGAAAAGGCCACAAAAGUAGCGAAAAGUAAUUGUUAA
Molecule: messenger RNA, 123 nt
Organism: Acaulospora colombiana
Lineage: Eukaryota; Fungi; Glomeromycota; Glomeromycetes; Diversisporales; Acaulosporaceae
Source: the annotation of a GenBank genome assembly